AUGGUGACCCGGGACCGAGCCGAGAGCAGAGAUAGCCCCAAGAUGCUGAAGCCGCUGAUCGAAAAGCGGCGCCGGGAUCGGAUCAACCGGAGCCUCGAGGAGCUGAGACUGCUGCUGCUGGAGAGGACCCGAGACCAGAACCUCCGGAACCCCAAAUUGGAGAAGGCGGAGAUCCUGGAGUUCGCCGUGGGCUACCUGAGGCAGAGGAGCCGGGCCGAGCCCCUGGGCGCCUCGGCCCGGCCCGCGCAGGACCAGGAGACCAUGAGCAGCUGCUACCUGUCGGGGUUCCGCGAAUGCCUCCUCCGCAUGGUCACCUACAUCCAGGACUCCAGCCCCUCGGCCCGCGGACAGCUCCUCACCACCCUCCACGGCUACCUGCACCCCAAGCCGCAGCGGCCGGAGCCCGCCCGGGACCCCCGCUGCCCGCCGGCCCGCCCCCAGCUGGACCCGGCC
Messenger RNA from Ornithorhynchus anatinus (platypus), 453 nucleotides. RefSeq names its product hes family bHLH transcription factor 7 (gene HES7). NCBI's taxonomy places the organism in Eukaryota, Metazoa, Chordata, Mammalia, Monotremata, Ornithorhynchidae. Gene Ontology annotation, cellular component: nucleus. Gene Ontology annotation, biological process: anterior/posterior pattern specification; regulation of neurogenesis; regulation of transcription by RNA polymerase II. The transcript is spliced from 4 exons. Gene Ontology annotation, molecular function: protein dimerization activity; RNA polymerase II cis-regulatory region sequence-specific DNA binding; DNA-binding transcription factor activity, RNA polymerase II-specific. The annotation marks the transcript as partial. The record is from RefSeq and is a predicted model, not a curated record.